Vigna radiata var. radiata (mung bean) is the source of this 1288-nucleotide messenger RNA. RefSeq names its product psbP domain-containing protein 2, chloroplastic. NCBI's taxonomy places the organism in Eukaryota, Viridiplantae, Streptophyta, Magnoliopsida, Fabales, Fabaceae. The coding region runs from base 180 to 929 and encodes 249 amino acids. The record is from RefSeq and is a predicted model, not a curated record. Gene Ontology annotation, cellular component: photosystem II; extrinsic component of membrane; photosystem II oxygen evolving complex. Gene Ontology annotation, molecular function: calcium ion binding. The transcript has 4 exons. Gene Ontology annotation, biological process: photosynthesis.
AGAUAAAAGUAUGAAAUUUUGGUAAACGUAGGAAGUGGAAGAGAAAAAAAAUCUGGAUAACUAUUAGCAAACACCUUCUAACGACCCUUGUCACCUCUCCUAGAUUCAUCCUAUGGCGAUGAAACAUUGAAACCCAAUCCUACAAACCUUAAACCAAAUCCUUAAAUCCACAAAAUAAAAUGGCCUUAAGAAGUUCCUUUACCUUUUCACGCUCUACUUUCUUCCACCAGCGCUCUCAAUCAAGCUAUGCUUCUUCCAGAAUCUUCGUCUCAAUCUUGCUCCCCAAAUCCACUUCACUGACCUGCAUUCAUGAAUCCCAAAAAGAUAUGCACUUGGCACCAUCUUUUAGCAAGAGGAAUCUCAACUUCACCCUUCUGCUCACAAUGUUUCUGUGGGGUCAGGCUGCGCCGUUGCCAAAUAUGGGUGAUGCACGCUUGUGGGCUCAAGAAUUGGAGCUUCAGAGAUACACUGAUUCCGAGGAAGGUUUCACUCUUCUCAUACCCUCUUCUUGGGCUAAGGUUGAUAAAGCAGGGGCAACUGUGUUGUUUGAAGAGAAAAUUGUGGGAAGUAACAAUAUUGGGGUUGUUGUAAGCCCAGUUCGUCUUAAGACUCUUGAAGAGUUUGGGACACCUCAGUUCGUUGCUGAUAAGCUCUUACAAGCCGAAAAACGUAAGGAAAGUACAAAGGAAGCUGAAUUGAUUACAGUAGCAGAAAGAUCAGGAGAGGGAGGAUUGCAAAUUUAUGAAUUUGAAUACAAGGUGGAUAGUACUCGUGGAGGGAUGAAGAGGAUAUUUUCUGCAGCAUUUGUGGCCUCAAAGAAGCUCUAUCUUCUAAAUAUUGCUCACUCUGAUAAACCAGAGAGUCCUCUUGACCCGCAUAAGAGAAUGAUUUUAGAGCAAGUUCUUCAUUCUUUUGAUGCAGCUGCUUAAAUUGUGGCAUGACCUGCCACUUACGUAUUUGGGUGCCGAUUCCAAAUUGAUUUACUAAGUGGAUGCUCGUACGUGAUUUAAUAUUUAAGGUAAAGUUUGUAUUCUAUUCAUUUACUGUAAUUUAAUUAUAUUUUUAAUUAUUUUUGUACUGAGUAGGACUAAAGGUCCUUUUACCCUUCCAGAUAAAGUUUAUAGCCUUAGACAUGGUGACAUACCGGGUAUUGGGGACCGAAUCUCUCAAUCCAGAUAUCUAGUAUCGGUGUCUUGAAACUAAGAGCAUGGAUGCACUAUUAAUUAAGACAAUUGUCUAAACGUUCUCAUAUGUUUUAAUAAAUAAAAUGAGUAUAUGAUAGAGUGUU